AUGAGAAUUCCAGUUAUGGAUGACAAAAAGUCGUCCUCAAGUCAGCAAAAGAACACACUUGCAGAACUUUUACCAGGCCCAUCACCACCACCUGUUUCUACCAGUGCUUCCAACAUCGUGGCUCACAAUCCCUUUGAUGAUCCCAUGCCAGCCAACAGCAUGCAAGGAAAGCUCUCACAGCAGAUGCCCCAGUCCCAGCCAGGACCACAGAUUCCUGGCCAGGGUCCUGCCCAACAUGGAAAGGUGUACCCAGCCAACCAGCCAUUGGUGUUCAACCCAUCCAAUCCUUGUGCUCCUCGUUUACAGUUGUAUUGUCGUUAA
Messenger RNA from Candidula unifasciata, 321 nucleotides. NCBI's taxonomy places the organism in Eukaryota, Metazoa, Mollusca, Gastropoda, Stylommatophora, Geomitridae. The record is from the annotation of a GenBank genome assembly.